UGUUUUGGAUUAAAAUGUCUCUCAGCUGUUCACCGGAUUGCAUUAAAAUCUGCUUCUGACAUUCGUGGAUGAAAAAUUUUAGCAACUUUGACAAGCGCCUGGAGAAAGCGUACCUUAAUUUGAAGUGUUUCAGCUCUUUACUUGCCCACAGCGCACAUUCAGCCGCCUCCUGCCUCUCAUCUGAUUAGUGGUCUGUAUGUGUCGGGGAACACUGAAGUUGGCUCGGUAAUAAGCAUUAUAAGGCGGUCUGCCGGAGCCCAGUCUGGCUGUGGGAGGGGUCUGCCAAACCUUUCCCUCUAAUUGACCAGGGAGCAGAAUCAGUCGGGGGAAGCGAGCGGCCACAGACGGAGAGAGAGACGGACGCAUGGGCUCGAUAAAACGGGAAACCCAGCCCAUGCCCAAAUGGCUGAUCUGGAACUGUUUUACUUUGAUCAGCCGGAUCCCAGAGACGUCUCCCUGGUUUUAGAUGAAGAAAGUAUCGGCGACAGCGGUGAAAAGUCACUUCAUCCCGGCGGAGGAGAGUGUUCAGCACCAUGGACAGAGAUCAGGGGAGCUCCGCGUCCGGAGGAGGAAACGGAAACAUCUUUUACUUGCAAACACCAACAUGAUGAAGAUGCUGAUGAUGUCCAGCUGAUAGGUGCGAGUCCAGAAACCUGCAGACUGAGUCGGCGAUCCUCGAGUGAACUGUACGAGGAGGAGGAGGUAAUGGAGGAAGCGGAGGAGGACAUCCCGGAACUUUACUUGCUGUCCGACGACGACCUCUCCUCUGAGGACUCGGGGAAGUCUGUGGAUUACGGCUUCAUCAUCGCCGUGACUUGUCUGGUAACUGGCAUCUCCCUGGUCGCCAUAGCUUACACGGUCCCCAGGGACGUCCGGGUGGACCCGGACACUGUGACCGCCCGGGAGAUGGAGCGUCUAGAGAGGGAGAAAGCCAGAGUGGGAGCCCAUCUGGACCGGUGUGUCAUAGCGGGACUGUGUCUGCUCACCCUCGGGGGCGUGCUGCUGUCCACGCUGCUCAUGAUCUCCAUGUGGAAAGGGGAGAUGAUGAGGAGGAAAGCCUUCGCCUAUUCCAAACACGCAGCAAAGUUGUACGGAUCCAUCAGUUUGAGAGCUGGCUCCAGCCCCACUCGGGAAUCCUGCUCGCAUUUGUCAGUGGCUGACGAGGAUUUAGAAGUGCUCAGCUGAAAUUAUGGACAGGACAAGCGGAAAAGACUCAGAAAGUGCUUAGAAAAUCCUGUCAGAGCUGUCCUAUAAUCGGCAGGUUUAAUGCCUUUUUCAUUUCUAACAGCUAAUGCUAGUAUUUUGGUUAAUAGAUAGACUUCUUUUGAAAGGAUAGGCUUGCAUUUUUUCACGUCUGUUGUAAUACAGUCCUCGCAUAUGGGAGUUAUUGGUUGCUGUUAUUGUCCCUUCAGCUCAUCCAAUCUCAGUACAGAUGAUAGGGGCCACAAUCCACAAUCCUCUUUCUGGGUAGAUGCAGAAAUAUAUAUAUAUAUAUAUAAAUAAGGCUAAAUAUAGUAGUUUGAUUUGGAUGAAUACAGCCCAAAAGAACAGAGCUAUUGAAGAACUCACAGGGCUAUUUGAUAGCAGUAAGUUGCUUUAGGUACGGUGAAGCAUGAAAUACAGUCAGGAAGCCCAGGCUGUGCAACAGAUGCACUGAAUGUGCCAAAACCAAAACACUGCACAGCAGGUUUCUAAAACACUGAAAGCUGGAAAGCUAUAAUGGUGGCUAUCAUUUUCUCAUUUGUGUUUUCAGUUGUGCAGGAAAUACCAAAAAAUAAAUAAGUGGUCACAUCA
Molecule: messenger RNA, 1794 nt
Organism: Haplochromis burtoni (Burton's mouthbrooder)
Lineage: Eukaryota; Metazoa; Chordata; Actinopteri; Cichliformes; Cichlidae
Product: transmembrane protein 74
Exons: 2
Coding region: 403-1185 (260 amino acids)
Source: RefSeq, a predicted model, not a curated record